GCAGCGGGCGUUUGGAUGGUCCGUACUGGUUGUACUGGUCUGUACUGGUCAUACUGGCCCGUACUGGCCCGUACUGGUUCAUACUGGUCCUUGCUGGCCUGUACCGGUCCGUACUGGCCUGUACUGGCCAUACUGGUCCUUACUGGUCCAUAUUGGCCUGUACUGAUACGUACUGGUCUGUACUGGCCCAUACUGGUCGUACUGGCCCGUACUGGUCCUUGCUGGCCCGUACUGGCCCGUACUGGCCCGUACUGGUCCUUGCUGGCCCGUACUGGUCCGUCCUGGCCCGUACUGGCCAUACUGGUCCUUACUGGUCCGUACCGGUGCCCCGCAGUGUACGCCAUCCGGGAAGCGGCCACCAGCAACCUGCGCAAACUGGUGGAGCGCUUCGGGCAGGACUGGGCGCAGGGCACCAUCGUGCCCAAGGUGCUGGCCAUGGCCACCGACCCCAACUACCUGCACCGCAUGACCACGCUCUUCUGCAUCAACGUGCUGUCGGAGGUGUGCGGGCAGGAGAUCACCACCAAGCAGAUGCUGCCCACGGUGCUGCGGAUGGCGGCCGACGCCGUGGCCAACGUGCGUUUCAACGUGGCCAAAUCGCUGCAGCGCAUCGGGCCCAUCCUGGACAGCAGGUGGGGGCACCAGACCCCCCCCCUCGGGGACACCGAUGUCACCCCCGAACCCUCCUUGGGGUCACUGAUGUCACCCCUGUGUCUCCUCAACCCCCCCUUGGGGAUGGCGAUGGUCUCCCCUCAAAUCCCCCUUUGGGGACAGUGAUGU
Phasianus colchicus (ring-necked pheasant) is the source of this 780-nucleotide messenger RNA. Lineage: Eukaryota; Metazoa; Chordata; Aves; Galliformes; Phasianidae. The record is from RefSeq and is a predicted model, not a curated record.